GUUGAGCGUACAAAGUAAAAAGCGGGUAUCUUAUACUCAACUAAUCGGUAUGUGGGAGUUUCUAAAGAAUCACCGAGAAUUAGCAGUUGCCUAUAACAAAAGCGCAUACGACCGUGAGAACAGCAAGCGUCAUUGGCAGAAACUUGCAAAAAAAUUGAAUUCCAUUAGUGAAGGUGCCAAGAAAUCAGGAGCAGGGUGGUCUAAGUACUGGGUGGAUUUUAAAGCAAAACUGAAGAGGAAAGUAAAACAGGUUCAUGAUUCAGCGAAUGAGCAAGGUACUACUGAGUUAUCACUUUCAGAAGUUGAGAUGAAUUUUUUGAGUAUUUUGGGUAAGAAGUAUGGAAGUAAUUUGCUUGGGAUUCAGGCACUACCUGCUGAUGAACAGAAACCUGAUAUUUUAUUGAAUGAUAGUCCUCAUCCUGCCAUCAACAGCCCAUCGCAACCUACAACUAGUAAAGAAGGGGCGGAGACCCCUUUCAAAACACUAUGGAUGAACAUGGACAUGGAUGAUAAUAAUCUUCUAAGUGACGAUACUCAGAGUAGGGAAGCAUCACCAGCCCUCUCGAGCUCCACUGCAUCAGAGGAGCCCUCUAAGAAUACCUCUGGAAUUCAAUCUGGCAAUACUAAUAAUCCAAGACACAGAAUCGGGAAGCGAAGAAUACGUCGGAGAUCUCUCACGGCGGCAGCAGCCAUAGAAAAACUAGUUGUAGCAGCUCAAGUACGGGCUAAAGCUGAAAAAGCGAAUAGUGAAUCUAUUAGACGAGCAGUAAUUAUUUUGGGAGAAAUGACAACUGUAUUGAAAAGGAUAGAAAGGAGAUUGACCCUUGAUGAUUCUACGAGUGAUUAA
Messenger RNA from Chilo suppressalis (striped riceborer), 847 nucleotides. The record is from the annotation of a GenBank genome assembly. Lineage: Eukaryota; Metazoa; Arthropoda; Insecta; Lepidoptera; Crambidae.